AUGGAGAAAGACGAGUCUAUCGCCGUCACCACGGGCGCGAUGGUCGACGAGACCGCGCCUGAUGACAAGCUCAAGGCCCUGCGUGACCUCAAGGAUCACCACCACUGGGAUCCAAACAUGCCCGAGGACGUUAAUGAGGAACUCGAUGAGGCCUUACAUACAUCCGACAAGCAUACCCAGGAGGUCAUCGCUCAGGAGCUCCUGGAGAACUCCCCAUACCCCGAGGUUCGGUCCGCUGUACCUAACAUCGAUGAGGGUGGCUCUGUGAACACUAUCCGCGCCUGGGUGAUUGGUCUUUUGUUUGCGACCAUCGGGUCUGCCCUCAACAUGCUGUUCUCCAUGCGUCAGCCCUACAUUGUCAUCCCCUCAUACAUUGCACAGGUCGUCGCUUACCCAGUUGGAAAGGCUUGGGAACUUUGGAUGCCCAAUUAUACCUUCUCUUUCUUCGGCCGCAAAGCCCAACUCAACCCUGGUGUCUUUACCAAGAAAGAACAUACCAUUGUGGUCAUUAUGGCUAACGCCACUUUUGGUGGUGGCGCCGCCUACGCGACCGAUGUCCUCUUGGCUCAGCGUUCCUUCUAUAAACAACACUUUGGCUGGGGUUUCGAGAUCCUGAUGUGUAUCUCAACCCAAAUGUUGGGCUUCGGUAUGGCCGGCUUCUUUACCCGCUUCCUGGUGGCUCCCGCUGCUAUGAUUUGGCCCUCGACCUUGAUCAACACCUCUCUCUUCGCUGCGCUGCACGAUCGCACCAAGCCGGACCCCAACAAGGUCGCUGGCUGGAGGAUCGGUAAAUAUCAGAUGUUCCUGUACGCCAUGAUUGGCUCUUUCUGCUGGUAUUGGUUCCCUGGUUACAUUGCGCCUUUCCUGAGUAUCUUCGCCUGGGUCACCUGGAUCAAGCCCAAUAACGUGGUCGUCAACCAACUUUUCGGUGGAGCGACUGGUCUCUCACUUAUUCCAAUGACAUUUGACUGGACUCAGAUCUCUGGAUUCAACUUCAGUCCCAUGAUUGCUCCUUGGUAUGCCAUCUCCAAUACGAUGAUUGGCAUGUUCCUCUGGUUCUGGAUUGUCACACCCGCCAUUCAAUAUUCCAACCUCUUCUACGCUCAAUUCCUACCCAUCAGCGACUCCAAUAGUUAUGAUAACACCGCGCAUAAAUACAAUGUCAGCAAGAUUCUUACUCCUGACUAUACCUUUGACAUCGCGAAAUACGAGGCAUACUCUCCUCUCUUCCUCUCGACAACAUUCAUGCUGUCCUACGGUCUGUCAUUUGCCAGCAUCAUUGCUGUGCUUGUUCAGACUGGUCUCUUCAACGGAAAGGAUAUCUGGGCUCGAUUCCGUCGCGUCGGAAAGGAGGAGGAAGAUGUUCACGGUCGCCUCAUGACUCGCUACGCUACAGUCCCACUUUGGUGGUACUUGGUUGUGUUUUUGAGCAUGGUUGCAAUUGGCUUUGGUGUUAUUCUGGGCUGGCCUACACAUAUGAGCUGGUGGUCCUUCAUCAUUGCCCUGAUCAUUUCCGCCGUUUGGUUUGUUCCUAUUGGAAUUGUCAAGGCUGCCACAAACAUCGAUAUCGGUCUUAAUGUCAUCACCGAGUUCAUCAUCGGUUAUAUGCAGCCGGGUAGACCUAUGGCCAUGAUGCUGUUCAAAACCUACGGUUACAUCAGCAUGUACCAGGGAAUGUACUUCACGCAGGAUCUGAAAAUCGGUCAUUACAUGAAGAUUCCUCCCCGUGUUACAUUCAUGGCCCAGAUGGUGGCUUGUUUCUGGUCCUCCCUCGUGCAAAUUGCCACCAUGAACUGGGCUCUGGGUGCCAUCAAGGGUGUCUGCGACUCUGACCAGCCUAACCAUUUCACCUGCCCCAACGGUCGUGUGUUCUUCAACGCCUCCGUUAUCUGGGGUGUCAUUGGCCCUGCCCGCAUGUUCUCCAUCGGCCAGCUUUACGCCCCCCCUAAUUAUAUCCGUGACCGCUGGCGCGGAUGGUGGAUGCAAUACAACUACGUUCUGUCCGCUGGUUUGGAUGUCGGUCUCGCUCUUUGCACCAUUCUCAUCUUCUUGACUCUGAACUUGACCGAUACCGAAUUCCCCGCCUGGUGGGGCACCAAUAUCGCCUCGGGGACCAAGGACGUGGUCAAUCGUGCCAUUCGAGUUCCUCUUGCUGAAGGCCAGACCUUUGGUCCCACCAAGUGGUAA
Penicillium coprophilum is the source of this 2187-nucleotide messenger RNA. It is a transcript of the gene optB, whose product is annotated as small oligopeptide transporter, OPT family. The record is from RefSeq and is a predicted model, not a curated record. The transcript has 3 exons. The coding region runs from base 1 to 2187 and encodes 728 amino acids. Gene Ontology annotation, molecular function: oligopeptide transmembrane transporter activity. Gene Ontology annotation, biological process: transmembrane transport. NCBI's taxonomy places the organism in Eukaryota, Fungi, Ascomycota, Eurotiomycetes, Eurotiales, Aspergillaceae.